AGAAUUUCACUGAGUUUAUCGACCCAUAUGGUAAAAACGGGUUUCGUCAGAGCGCAGUUCCUUUUCAUUAUGAUUUUCUGGUUAAACCGGGCAGCUCAGGGCUAGUGAAAAUCAGCAUAGGCCUCCUUAAUGCCUCAAUGUAUCAGCAGGCCUAUCUCAAUGGCCUGGAGAUAAUGGAGAUGAUAGGGUCGUGGGACACGGAUCUUAUGCCCUCAGAAGGCGAUCAGGUCGGCCUCAUAAUUGGGCUAGUUUCUGGAAGCAUCGUGCUUCUCCGCAUUUUUGUAUCUGCAGCAAUCUUCGUAUGCAAGUAUAGAAAGCCAAAGAGAACCAGUUCUCACAGUAAACUUACUGAGCUAACUACCCACGGCUCCGCUGUCCCUAAUUUUCACCUGGGACUGAAAAUACCCCUAGCUGAAAUCCAUUUCGCUACCAACAACUUCGAUGGCAAACUUUUGAUUGGCAAGGGUGGAUUCGGCAAUGUCUACAGAGGAACUCUCAGGGACGGCACUAAAGUUGCUGCGAAACAGGGCAAGCCGGGGUCGGGACAAGGCUUCUCCGAGUUCCAAACAGAGAUCACCGUUUUGUCCCAAAUCCGCCAUCGCCACCUCGUCUCCCUAAUUGGGUAUUGUGCUGAACAGUCUGAGAUGAUACUUGUUUAUGAGUUUAUGGAGAAGGGGAGCUUAAGAGAUCACCUGUACAAUUCCGAUUUCCCAACCUUACCAUGGAAGCAGAGGCUCGAGAUUUGCAUUGGAGCAGCCCAGGGCUUGGACUACCUCCACAGAGGCGCAGCUGGAGGAAUUAUUCAUCGGGACAUCAAGUCCACCAACGUUUUGCUUGACGAGAAUUAUGUUGCAAAGGUUGCUGACUUUGGUCUGUCCAAGUCGGGGCCUCUCGAUCGAAGCCAAACCCAUGUGAGUACGGCGGUCAAGGGCACCUUUGGAUACCUCGAUCCAGAGUACUUUAAGACCCAAAAGCUGACGAAAAAAUCAGAUGUGUACUCAUUCGGAGUGGUUCUUCUUGAGGUGCUAUGCGCAAGGCCUGCUAUUGACCCUUCGCUUCCUAGAGACUGGGCGAACUUGGCCGAAUGGGGCAUUACAUGUAUCCAGAACGGAGCCAUCGAGCAAAUAGUGGACCCUUUUCUUGUUGGUCAAAUCAAUCCGAACUCGCUGAGGAAAUAUGGGGAGGUUGCUGAGAAAUGCUUGCAAGAAGAGGACGAAGAGAGGCCCAGCAUGGGGGAUGUGCUCUGGGACUUGGAAUACGCCUUCCAGCUUCAGCAAACUGCGGUGAAAAGAGAGAUGUAUGACUACAGCGUGACCGGCGGUUCGUCGAUAUUGACUCUUUCGAACGAGGAAGCUCCAAUCAUUUAGUGAAGACACGGUCGAGGAAGAGGGUGUGGCCGCAGAAAGGGCGGAUAGCUCAGCGAUGUCCACCAGUGGAGUUUUAUAUCAGACGACGAUUGAUGAAGCCAGAUGAGUUUCAUAUUGCAGUAAAUAUAUUAAAG
This is a messenger RNA of Syzygium oleosum, 1501 nucleotides long. Its product is annotated as probable receptor-like protein kinase At2g23200. The record is from RefSeq and is a predicted model, not a curated record. Bases 138 to 1367 code for a protein of 409 amino acids. Gene Ontology annotation, biological process: protein autophosphorylation. Gene Ontology annotation, cellular component: plasma membrane; plasmodesma. The transcript has a single exon. Gene Ontology annotation, molecular function: ATP binding; transmembrane receptor protein tyrosine kinase activity. NCBI's taxonomy places the organism in Eukaryota, Viridiplantae, Streptophyta, Magnoliopsida, Myrtales, Myrtaceae.